This is a messenger RNA of Lodderomyces oxycetoniae, 1548 nucleotides long. It is a transcript of the gene TRP2, whose product is annotated as anthranilate synthase. The record is from RefSeq and is a predicted model, not a curated record. The transcript is spliced from 2 exons. Gene Ontology annotation, biological process: L-tryptophan biosynthetic process. Lineage: Eukaryota; Fungi; Ascomycota; Pichiomycetes; Serinales; Debaryomycetaceae. Gene Ontology annotation, molecular function: anthranilate synthase activity. The coding region runs from base 1 to 1548 and encodes 515 amino acids.
AUGUCGCAACUUGUUCAGCCGUCCAUUGAGACUUUAAAGAAGAUUGUUGAGUCUAAUGCUCUGCAAUCGCCGAUUCCGAACUUGUACCCGAUCUACAAAUAUGUUGCAAAUAACGAUAUAACAAUCCAUCAAGCUUACCUCAGAUUGGCAAAUCUCAAUGAUAACAAGAGGCUUCCUUCCUUUUUAUUUGAAUCGUCUAUUAAAGGAGAUACAGUGGAUAGGUACUCAUUCAUUGGAGUCAAUCCCUCAAAAUUGAUCAAAACUGGAGAUGAUCCUAAGAAGUUUGCUCCUGAGUAUUGCAAUGUGGACCCAAUUACGAUUCUCGAAAAGGAGUUGGCGGGAUAUAGGCAGGCGCCAUUACCAGGGUUGCCUAAAUUCAGCGGGGGUGCAACAGGGUACAUCUCCUAUGAUUGCAUAAAAUAUUUUGAGCCCAAGACAAGGAGACCGUUGAAGGAUGUGCUAGAGUUGCCUGAAGCUGUAUUUAUGUUUUGUGACUUGGUUGUUGCUUUUGAUCAUGUUUUCCAAAGAUUUCAAAUAAUAUACAACAUACAAGUAGAAGGCAAGGACGAUUUGGAAGCGGCAUACAAAAAAGGGAGUAUAGAAAUUGAAAAAAUCGAGAAGUUGUUACUUACUGAUGUAUCAAACAACUUGAUUCUUCCGCUACAAAAGCCCAUCAAGUUGAACCAAACGUUUACUUCAAAUAUUGGGAAAGAGGGAUAUGAAGGACACGUUACCAAAUUGAAAGAGCAUAUUUUGAAAGGAGACAUAAUUCAAGCGGUACCUUCUCAAAGAGUUGCUCGUCCAACUGAAUUGCAUCCAUUUAACAUUUAUAAGCAUUUGAGAACUGUGAAUCCGUCGCCAUAUUUGUUUUAUAUAGAUUUGCUUGACUUUCAAAUUAUUGGAGCGUCACCCGAAUUGCUUGUUCAAUCAGAUUCCAAGGGCAGAGUUGUAACACAUCCUAUUGCGGGAACAAUGCCUCGGGGCAAAACAAACGAAGAGGAUGAGAAGAAUGCGGACAUUUUGAGAGCAAGUUUGAAAGAUAGAGCCGAGCACAUAAUGCUUGUAGACUUGGCGCGAAAUGAUGUCAAUCGUGUUUGCCGACCAGAAACAAAUAAAGUUGACAAGCUUCUUACGAUUCAAAGAUUCUCGCAUGUUAUGCACUUGGUGUCUGAAGUAAGCGGAAUUUUGCGUGAUGACCAAACGAGAUUUGACGCAUUUAGGUCGAUUUUCCCUGCAGGUACCACUAGCGGUGCCCCCAAAGUAAAAGCGAUGGAGCUAAUUGCCGAAUUGGAGAAAGAGAAACGAGGCGUUUAUGCAGGCGCAGUUGGACAUUGGGGCUACGAUGGUAAGACAAUGGACACAUGUAUCGCUUUGAGAACAAUGGUAUACAAGGACGGAGUAGCGUAUUUGCAAGCUGGUGGUGGUAUCGUGUUUGAUAGUGACGAAUAUGAGGAGUACAUGGAAACUAUGAAUAAAAUGAGGGCCAAUAAUAAUACCAUUGUUGAAGCUGAAAAAAUUUGGGCUGAAAAAGUUGGAAUAGCUGAGUAG